UCUUGGCCCGAUGCCGGCUGCACGGCGAGAAGGCAUCUUGCCGCGCCGGGCCAAGCUGCGCCUCCCGCCUCUCACCACCACCAUCCGUCCAUCCGCAACGCCAUGGGUGCCCAGCAGCAGCAGCACUUCUCCAGCACGCGCUCCUCGUCGGCCGCCUCGACGCCGGCGCAGUACGACAGCGACGACGGCGCCGCCACGCCGCGCACGCCCGGCGGCACGGCCGCGCCGCGUCUGCGCCGCAGCCGCUCGGCGCUGUGGCUGCAGCGGGCCGCCGCAAAGGCGCAGGAGCAGCGGGCGCACCUGGAGCGCCAGCUGGCGGAGGAGAUCGUGCUGCGGCGCGAUGCCAUUGGCGGAAUCGACAACAUGUGGCUGCUGCUGAGCAACUCAACAAGCUCGUUCAACCCCGUGUGCACAGCCACGUACACGUUCAAGCAGCCGCCGUCGAUGGACGGCAUGCGCGCGGCGCUCGGCAAGCAGGUCGAGCUGUUCCCCAAGUACAAGCAGCGCCUCGCCAACGUCGGGCGCCGCUGGCACGGCGCCAGCUUCGUCGACGACCCGCACUACAGCGUCGACCGCCACUUGUUCGAGGAGGACCUGCCGGGCGAGGCGGGCAAGCGCGAGCUCGAGGACUUUACCGCGCGUUUCAUUGCCAAGGAGUGGGACUUCACCAAGCCGCUCUGGGAGACGUACAUCUUCCCAAACUACCGCAACCCCAAGACGGGCGCGCGCGGUGCCAUGGUGACGCGCGGACACCACACGCUCACCGACGGGCAGGGCUUCGUCAUGAGCCAGCUCAUGAUCACCUCGUAUGGGCCCGAGCUGGAGCGGCAGCUGCACGAGGGAGCCUCGACGAUGCACGCGGCGCGGCGCGGCAGGGCGCGCCCGUCGCGCAUCCACAAGGGCCUCAAGCCGCUCGACAAGUACCGCCACGUGCUGGCCGUGCAGCUGCUCAUGUUCGGCUUCUUCUGGACGGCGUACAUGCUCAACGCGCUGCGCAAUGCGUGGGGCAGCUUCAUGCAGACCAUCGUCAUCUCCUUCUGGUUCUGCUUCACGUCGUGGCGCCAGCGCUACGCCACGAGCGCGUACAAGGGCGACCGCGUCAAGGAGCGCGAGUUCAGCACCAGCCAGCCAUUCAAGAUCUCGGACAUCAAGCUCUGCCAGCGCGCCUUCUCGGGCUCGCGUCCCGGCGGCUGGCUUGACCGCAUCGGCGGCAAGCGCGCGCGCGCACUCGGCGGCCACAUCACGCUCAACGACUUGCUUGUCACGGUCAUCUCCGAUGCCAUCCUCGCGGAGAUGGAGCAGACGAAGCAGGUCGAGCUGCCGGGCAUCAUUCCGUGGAUUCAGCGGCGCGCCAAUGCCAUUCUGCCGUCGCGCAUCGCGCUCAUGAUCCCGAUCUCGAUCCGCCCGCUCGACAACACGCAGAUGCAGAACUGGAGCACGGGCAGUGUCGCCUACCUCUCGAGCGGCGAAGGCCUGCCGACGUCAGCGAGCGCCAUGCACAAGCGCCUGCACAGCAACAGUGCCGCGCUCAACGUGCUCAAGCAGGGCUGGCUGCCGACGAUUGCAUUCUGGGCCAUCCAGCUUACUGGCCAGGCUCCCCUGCUCUUCCCCUCUGCUCUCUGGACGCCGUUCCGCUCCAUCGUCCGCUUCUACUCCGACCUCACCCUCGGCUGCUUCACGGCCGUGCUCACCAACGUGCCGGGCCCGCAAGGCACCGUGCAUCUUGCUGGCACGGACAUCGUGCAGUGGACCGCCUCGCCGCCGCAGGCCGGCAAGGGCACGCUCGGCAUCGGCAUCAUCAGCUACGACGGCCACGUGCGCGUCACGAUUGUCGCCGACCACGUCAAGGGCGCGCCGUCCGAGGGUGUUGCGCACCGCAUCACCGCCAAGGUCGAGCGCCGCUUCCAGCAGUACCUCGAGGUUGCCGAGGACAUCGCUGGCCGCUCGAAGGCGUCGUGAACGCCUGCCAAAGCCCACGCUUCCGUCUCUAUUCUCCACUGCUCCACCUGCUCCGCAGCCCUGCUUGCCUGCUCUCAAGUGCCUCUCAUUAUACUGUGCACGAUUAUUACCCUCCCUCCCUGCGCGUCUGUCUGCCUCAGAACCAUCUUCGCC
Messenger RNA from Tilletiopsis washingtonensis, 2112 nucleotides. RefSeq lists its product as hypothetical. Gene Ontology annotation, molecular function: long-chain-alcohol O-fatty-acyltransferase activity; diacylglycerol O-acyltransferase activity. NCBI's taxonomy places the organism in Eukaryota, Fungi, Basidiomycota, Exobasidiomycetes, Entylomatales. The coding region runs from base 103 to 1959 and encodes 618 amino acids. The transcript is spliced from 11 exons. Gene Ontology annotation, cellular component: plasma membrane. Gene Ontology annotation, biological process: triglyceride biosynthetic process. The record is from RefSeq and is a predicted model, not a curated record.